AAAAAAAAGUGCAAAACCCCGUGAAUUCUUGUUCCUCCAGGAACGGCACAGCUCUUCCAACCACUUGGGUCUGAAUCGUGAAAUUUGAUUCAAGCAAAAAGCAUCUGCGUACUGGAAUCUCUCGAAGAAACAGAAGUAUUAACAAGGAGAGAACGAAUUCAAGAAAUUAGUCCAAGAAAACUGGCAUGGAAUUGUAGCGAGAGCAAAAUGAUGCGUAGAAUCCAUUUUGCGAAAUGGGUUACCAUUUUCUUCAUGAUUCUACACCAAAUUCUUCCCUUCAAUUCCGUCUUCUCCAUUUGCGAGUUUAAUUUAGUUAACAAUGGCAAGAUGUAUAACUUCAAUCUGGCAUCGCCUACCUCCAAAUUUCCUCAUGGAGUCCUCAGCGAAGACGGGUUUUACAGAGUAGCAGUAAAUGAUACUAUUGUCUGGUUUCAGCUAUGUGAUGGGAUGAUUUUCAAUCAUGAUCCACCUAUGUGCGUUGAUUGCUUGGAUUGUGGGGGACCUUCGCACUGUGGAAUGGGCUGUAGUGCACUUGUAGCAGACAAGAUAGAAGGCUAUGAUGUAUGCACAGCCAUUGGUCUUGUGCCAAGCACGAACAUUAGCAUCAUUGAUAUAAAAAAUCCUGACAGAGGUGUCACCGUUAAGAUGUCUAAAAGUGGCACUAAGGUCAAGUGCUCACUUUCUGUGUCUGUAAUUUGUACGACAGAUGGUAUUCAGGUGCCACAAAUUUUGGAAAAGAUAGGGCCUUGUGAGUAUGCUACAUCCUUGAGGCACCCUUCUGGUUGUGCAAAGAUUAUACAUGUCGAUAGAAGAGGCUGGGGCUUCUUUGGGACCUUUAUAAUCAUCAUUUUAUGCCUUUUUGGAGGAUAUCUUUUGGCCGGGAUAGUCUAUCGAUAUUAUGUUCUCAAAGUUCGAGGUGUUGAUGUUAUUCCCAACCUAGAAUUCUGGCUUAGCUUACCUCACAAAAUUCAGAGUUUGUUUGCAUCUCUGGUUCGAAAAUUUAAGGGACCCUCUCGAGGUCAUCGAGAUUCUUAUUCUCCAGUCAACUUUUAAUUGCAUACAUUUUUGCUUCAAAUUGCUGGCAAUACAGCCAGAAGAGGUCAGCCUGAAAUUUCAUCAAGCAAUCUUAUUGACUCUGCUAUAGAGCUUUCAUCUUGUUCAUUGGUGUAUUAGAACCAAAGAGAGAAAGAGAGAGAAAUAGCUCCUGUAGGCUAGCCUUUUGCUACAUAAUCCAGUCUUCUACUUGAGAAGUAGGCUUCAGUUUUUACAUAAGGUUCUGUUAUAAGUAUCUGAGACAUAUUCAGAGCGAUAGAUAGAUGGAAAGAGAUCUUGCUUGGCAUGUGAACUUUUUAUAAAACAUAGGUUUAAAUACUAAUUUGGUUUCUAUACUGUUGGUUUUUGUUCAUUUUGGUCCCUAUACUUUCAAGAUGUUCAUCUUGGUCGCUAUAAUUUGAUUUGGUUCAUUUUACUU
Molecule: messenger RNA, 1471 nt
Organism: Benincasa hispida (wax gourd)
Lineage: Eukaryota; Viridiplantae; Streptophyta; Magnoliopsida; Cucurbitales; Cucurbitaceae
Product: autophagy-like protein
Source: RefSeq, a predicted model, not a curated record